Molecule: messenger RNA, 3126 nt
Organism: Acanthochromis polyacanthus (spiny chromis)
Lineage: Eukaryota; Metazoa; Chordata; Actinopteri; Pomacentridae
Gene: ppp2r3c
Product: protein phosphatase 2, regulatory subunit B'', gamma
Exons: 13
Coding region: 99-1475 (458 amino acids)
Biological process (GO): microtubule cytoskeleton organization; positive regulation of B cell differentiation; T cell homeostasis
Cellular component (GO): spindle; centrosome
Source: RefSeq, a predicted model, not a curated record
UAACUUGAUGUUAUUUUAUACGUUAGUUGACUUCACACUGUUGACUUUAGUGAUAGAAUGAUUUAAAAUUUUAAUGUUUUACUGUGUUGGAAGCAGGCAUGGCUACAGAACAAAGACCUCACUGGUCGGAUGUUCUGAAAAAGAGAACAGCAAAUUCGAUUAAAGAUGAGAGAAGCGAAGAGGAAAAGAAAUCAGAAGAAACCGAGCUGUUCACCAAAUACUACACGGAAUGGAAGGAAGGAAGUCAUAGAGAGCAGUCCUAUAAAACCAUCCCUCGGUUCUACUACAGGCUUCCAGCAGAGGAUGAAGUGUUACUCCAGAAACUGAGAGAGGAAUCUAGAGCCGUCUUCCUCCAGAGGAAGAGCAGAGAAUUGCUGGACAACGAGGAAUUGCAGAAUCUGUGGUUUCUGCUGGACAAACACCAGGUGCCUCCAGUGAGUGGAGAGGAGGCCAUGAUCAACUAUGAAGCCUACCUGCAGGUGGGAGAGAAGGCCGGACCCAAGUGCAAAAAAUUCUUCACAUCCAGAGUGUACGCCAAGCUGCUCCACAGCGACCCCUAUGGCAGAAUCUCCAUCAUGCAGUUCUUUAACUAUGUCAUGAGGAAAGUGUGGCUGCAUCAGACCCGGAUCGGCCUGAGUCUGUACGACGUGGCGGGACAGGGCUACCUCAGAGAGUCGGAUCUGGAGAACUACAUCCUGGAGCUGAUCCCCACCCUGCCUCAGCUGGACGGACUGGAGAAGUCCUUCUAUUCUUUCUACGUUUGCACCGCUGUUCGCAAGUUCUUUUUCUUCCUCGACCCUCUCCGAACAGGAAAGAUAGAAAUUCAAGAUAUCUUGGCCUGCAGUUUUCUAGAUGACUUAUUGGAGCUGAGAGACGAGGAAUUGUCUAAAGAGAGUCAGGAGUCCAACUGUUUCUCAGCCCCAUCAGCUCUCAGAGUCUACGGUCAGUACCUCAACCUGGAUAAAGACCACAACGGCAUGUUGAGCAAAGAGGAGCUUUCUCGCUACGGCACAGCUACUCUCACCUCAGUGUUCCUGGACAGAGUGUUUCAGGAGUGUCUCACUUACGAUGGAGAAAUGGAUUAUAAGACCUAUCUGGACUUUGUAUUGGCCCUGGAAAACAGGAAAGAGCCGGCAGCUUUACAGUAUAUUUUCAAACUUUUGGACAUGGAGAAUCAAGGAUACCUAAAUGUGUUUUCUCUCAACUACUUCUUCAGGGCCAUUCAGGAGCAGAUGAAGCUGCACGGUCAGGAGCCUGUGUCCUUCCAGGAUGUCAAGGAUGAGAUCUUUGACAUGGUGAAACCGAAAGACCCCUACAAGAUCACACUCCAGGAUUUGGUGAACAGUUGCCAGGGCGACACGGUGGCCAGCAUCCUGAUUGACCUCAACGGCUUCUGGACCUACGAGAACAGAGAAGUUCUGGUUGCCAGUGACAACGACAGCAGCAGCAGCACGGCGGACCUCGACGACACCUGAGGAUUUGUGGUUGAGAUACGAAAAAGACUCCCAACAGCAACUCUGUUCCUUAGAGGGACAGCAGAACUCUUUACCUGCUGACUGACUGGAGAUAAAUGAGGGCUGAAGAACCACAUAACAGAGAUGGAAGAAGAAAAGUCAGGAAUUGUGCUCUUUGUAAAUACUGUCUGAUGUUCUUACCUGUUGUUUUCCUGCAAAGAAAACCUCACCUACAUGUUACUGUCAUUUUACCAUCUUUAAGUUUAUUGCAACCACACAAAAAAGAAACAACCACCUGUUUCAUCUUGUAAUGCAUUAAAAAGGUGUUUUCCCACAUCAUAGGAAAACAUUUACCUUGAUAACAAAAGGCUGUUGUUGUUAUGAUGUACAAACUCAUCAGCUUGUAACACGGUUCUAACAAUAUACUAUUGUUAUACUGGGAGACCUUUCACAUUUCAUGAUACAACAUGAUUACAUGAAAUCUUUCACAUUAAAGCGUAAUAACUGUUUUAUGUGGAACUCAGACUGAAUGAGGAAAUGGGGAUAAACUGAGGAAUAUGGUAUACAGAGUCUGUCAAAAAUAAUGUUUACACACAUCAGAAGAAAAACUUGCAUAAAUAUUUCAAUAACAAACUUAUUCAGACAUCAUGAGAUUAAUACAAGUUACCUUUGACCUCUAUCGUUACAAGAGGUGCUCAGAGUGGAGGCCGUCGGCUUCCAGACGUUUCUGUUUUGUAGUCGACGUCACUUGUUAAUGCUUCAUUCAUGAAGGUAAUGCCUUCUGUUGGGAGAACAUCGUACAACAGGACACAGUGUUAUCGGAAUUUGACCAAACUUCGAAGGACGUAUCUAUAUGUAUAGAAGUACUUAUUCAAAUUUGAUAUUUACAAGUUUUUCUGUUCCUGAUGUGUGAUUGUUUUGGCCGACUCUGUAUUUAAACUUUGAUUUAGUUCUGACUCAUGCUUGGGUUGAUACAUGGUGAGAUUUUGAUGUUAGAAACAGAUGAACAUUUGAAGUAUAUAUGAAGAGUUUAUUUGCCAAAACAGAUAACUCCAUUUUAUACAUUUUCAGAAAAUUUAUUUUUUUUAUUGUUUACUUGAGAUAACACUAAUGAUUUAUUUUUUCUGUAUUUUGUCAUGUAUUUUUCUACUGAGUCAAAUUCACUCAACUUCAGUUUGAUAUUAUCUCAAGUAAACAAUAAAAAACAGUUUACUGAAAAUGUAUCAGAAUGGAGUUUUCUGUUUUUGCAAAUGAACUCUUCAUAUAUAAGCUAAAGAGGCUCCAUGGAUAUGUGACCUAUCCUAGUAUCAUCAAUCGUUCUCCGUUCUCGGUGUUAAGAUCUAUGUUUUAACAUGAAGUGCUUCAUAGCAGUUUAUCAAAGUGUAGCCUGAAAUGCUUUAUGCUAAAAUGUUGACUUAACGUUAUCAUGUAAAAGGUUUCCCAGUAUAAUGAGAUAAAUUGUUUACUUAUAUAUUUAAAACCAUCUUAUGUUGCAUUAUAUGUAUCCAUUUUCCUGUUUCUGGUGUGGCUGCAACACGCUCCUGUACCCUUUGGAGAAUUCUGUCCUGAGGUUAUUUUUACCAUUAGCAAUUAAGACUGUCAUAUGUGUGUCAUUUAACUGAUCUGGGUUCAAGUUUUCUAAAAUUAAAAUUUAAACUGCAGAUGCACAGAA